Fusarium keratoplasticum is the source of this 3495-nucleotide messenger RNA. Its product is annotated as Transcription-coupled repair protein CSB/RAD26. The record is from RefSeq and is a predicted model, not a curated record. Bases 1 to 3495 code for a protein of 1164 amino acids. Gene Ontology annotation, cellular component: nucleus. The transcript has a single exon. Gene Ontology annotation, molecular function: ATP-dependent chromatin remodeler activity; ATP binding. NCBI's taxonomy places the organism in Eukaryota, Fungi, Ascomycota, Sordariomycetes, Hypocreales, Nectriaceae. Gene Ontology annotation, biological process: transcription-coupled nucleotide-excision repair.
AUGGCACCAGGAGAUGCAAACUCAGAAAACCAAGCGGUUGAUCGAGCCGCACUUCGUGAUCAAAUGCUCGCCGCCGCGCAAGCAGGUGCUUCCCAAGAUGACAAUGAGGAACAGCCCACGACGGAGGGCCUGAACGAGGAAGAUGCGCUUCGGAACCUGACCGGUGCUGUCCGAGACCAGAAUGAACUUGAACGAGACAUCACUCUCCAAGCCAACGCUGCGUUGAUGGAAGCCGAUGACAAGAAGGAUCAGAAUCGUAUCGACAAGCUGCAAGCAACCAAACAUCGGCUUCAAUUACAGUUGGACAAGGAGAAGAAGCGCCUCGAGAAAGUAGGCACAAACAUUUACCAGUCCCGAAAUAUCCAGAAGGAAAUCGCCAAGUUGGACGACGAGAUUCAGCAAGUCAGCAGCGACAUCUCGGAUUUUCAGGCACGUAUCGAGAAGCGACACCAGGAGAACCCUGUCGAGGAUUCAAAGCAAGCCAAAUCCAAGAAGCUUCCAGGCGAAAGCAAUCGCGAGUUUCUCAUCCGAACUGGCAAGAUUACGCCUUUCGCCAAGAUUGGUGGACCACGACCAGCCGGCAUUGAGGGACAGCUCGCGGAUACGAUUUUGGAUGCAGAGGAAGAGGCUGCAGCAGAGCAGUUAGAUGAGGAGUUCGCAGGCCCGACCUCUCACCAACGCCUCCGGCGCCCUGGCUUUGCUGACGAGCUCGAGCCCGAAACGACUAAGCCGGUGACCAAGCCAGAGACCACCGCAGUUGAGACUGAGUUUUCUCUCCGACCAAGGAAGAAGAGACGUAUUCAGAGAGAUCGAAGCCCAUCUGCCGAUUUUGAGCCUGAAGGAACCCCUGGUUCUGAAUCAGGAGAUGAUGCUGUUUGGCAGCAAGGAACCGAGGAUGAUCUCGUCCGGGAACAACGCCGCAAGGCGAAGGCCAAAGCUAAACUCGUCGAGCAAAACGCGAUUGAUCUUAGCAAGAUCGAUGACGGAAACGCGGCGCACUACAAGAAGAGGUUGAACGAUUGGGUCACCCGUAGAAGUCGCGCGAGACGAGCACGCAGACAGGGAACUGAGACCGGCGGCGACGCCGACCAGAGCGACGAGGAGGAAGAGGAAUGGUUCAAGCCUGCUCCAGACUUUCCAGAUCACCAUUUUGGGGAGGGACUCAAACUCCCUGGGGAUAUUCACCCCUCCCUUUUCGGAUACCAGAAGACUGGUGUUCAGUGGCUUGCGGAACUCUACAAGCAGCAUGUUGGAGGUAUCGUGGGCGAUGAGAUGGGAUUGGGCAAGACUGUGCAACUGAUCGCAUUCCUCGCGGCUCUUCACUACAGCAAAAAGCUCACACGCCCUGUCAUUAUUGUUGCUCCAGCCACGCUCCUACGACAAUGGGUAAGCGAGUUUCAUCGUUGGUGGCCACCCCUUCGCGUGGCAAUCCUCCACGCUUCUGGUAGCGGCAUGAUGGAUCCCAAAGCCGAGGACGAGGCAGAUUUGGAUCAUUUCAAGCCUCUCGCGACCAAAUCAGAAAAGGCUGCAAGAAGGAUUGUCAACGGAGUUGUCAAGAAUGGCCAUGUUCUGGUGACGACCUAUGCCGGCCUUCAGACUUACGCAGACACCCUGCUGCCAGUUCAAUGGGACUAUGCCGUUCUUGAUGAAGGACACAAGAUUCGUAAUCCCAAUGCUGAGAUCACGGUCAGCUGCAAAGAACUCAACACCCCCAACCGUGUCAUCCUUUCAGGAACACCCGUUCAAAACAAUCUGACCGAGCUAUGGUCUCUAUUUGACUUCAUCUACCCUAUGCGCCUGGGAACGCUUGUCAAUUUCAGAACACAGUUUGAGAUCCCAAUUCGGCAAGGCGGUUAUGCCAAUGCCUCCAACUUGCAAGUCAUGACUGCAGAGAAAUGUGCCGAAGCUCUGAAAGAGACAAUCAGCGAGUAUCUACUCCAGCGAUUGAAAGUCGACGUUGCUGCUGAUCUCCCCGAGAAGACGGAGCAGGUCUUGUUUUGCAAGCUGACAGACGGGCAACGCAAAGCUUAUGAGACAUUUCUUAAAUCUGAUGAGGUCUCGUCCAUCUUGUCCCGAACACGCCAAUCCCUUUAUGGGAUCGAUAUUCUCCGCAAGAUCUGUAACCACCCCGAUCUGCUGGACAAGAGUCUUGCAAGCAAAGAUGGAUACGACUUUGGCAACCCCAAGCUUUCCGCCAAACUCCAGCUGACCAAAGACUUGCUACAAAAGGUCAUGAUCCCCAAUGGUCACAAGACUCUUCUGUUUUCUCAAGGAAAACAAAUGCUCAACAUUAUCGAGAAGUGCAUCAGAGAAUGCGACAUCAGCUACGUUCGAAUGGAUGGCGAAACUCCCGUUGAUCAACGCCAGCCCAUGAUUGACAAGUUCAACGAAGAUCCAAAUAUCCACGUGUUCCUCAUGACAACGAGAACCGGAGGACUGGGAACGAAUUUGACUGGCGCCGACCGGAUCAUCAUCUUCGACCCAGACUGGAACCCGUCGACUGAUCUCCAGGCCAGAGAAAGAGCAUGGAGGCUGGGCCAGAAGAAACCAGUGAAGAUCUACCGCUUGAUGACUGAGGGAACGAUCGAGGAGAAGAUUUAUCAUCGUCAGAUCUUCAAGCAGUUCAUGACCAACAAGGUGCUGAAGGACCCAAAGCAGCGAAGCAGCUAUGAUCUGUCAGAUCUCUACGAUCUCUUCAGUUUCAACCCAGUGGGAGAGGCGGGAGCUCAACGAAGUGAAGUCUUCAAAGGGGCUGAAGUUGACUUGGCUAAUGCUGAUGGAGGAGAGGGCGGAGACCGGAACGUACAGCCCAUCAGCAGCAUUGGACGUGACACCAACGACGCUGAGGGUAGAGAACUUCAGCAGAUGGAUCUGGUGGCUGCUAUGGAGGAGUUCAAAGAAGACAAGUCUGCUCAUGAUGAGAAGCGCAUGCUGGAGGGCAUCUUUGCAAAGUCUGUCAACAGCGCCUACGAUCAUGAACAAAUCGUCAACGGGCCCCAGAAAGCCAAGGCGGACAUGUCUGUCCUUCGACAUGAGGCGAACCAAGUCGCCCGCCAAGCCGCGGCACACCUUCGUCAGGCUGGCUUAGAGGCACGCAGAGUCCCGAUCGGUACUGUGACAUGGACCGGAGAGGUUGGACAGGCUGGUCGCCCAGGAGGUAACCGUCGGCGUGGAGGACCUGGCUCCACAGGCAUUAUUAGUAACCUGGCUGAUCGUCAAGGUCUCGACGGUGGAAGUGGAAGCAGCUCACGAUCCGGUACCCCAGGCUCGGACAGGAAUCUCAAGGCAAAGGACUUCGUGGCGAUGAUCAAAACCUUCAUCAACCGUCAGGGCGGCCGGGUUCCCAGCAAGAUGCUGGUGGACCAUUUCAACCCGUACUGUCCAAACAAGAAACAGAGCGACGAGUUCAAAGCUGCUCUGGAUAGAGUUGCCGUGCUCAACAAGUCUGGCGGCACGGGCAGAGGAAUCUGGACAUUGAAACCGGGAGUGAAGUGA